UAUCCUCACCAUUAGGAGUGGGCGUAAUAUCCAUUCACUUGAUGGAGCAGAUUUUUGCUUGUUUAUGAAACUUUCAUGCUUUCAAAAUCCCCUCAUUAUACUUUGUCUGUUGCUAGUUUUAGCUCCAGCUGAGCUUUGGCUUUUCUGAUUUAAGAGAAAUAAAAGCGGAAAACAAGCCAUGUCAAACACUGAAUGCUUCAUUUAACAAAUAUUUACUUUUUUUUUUUUUUUCCAGGAACCAGUGAUUCUGAAGACUGCCUGGUCAUGAUGGCUCAUGCUACUAUUUAUGUGGGUUGCACUGUUCCUCAGUUACUGAGAGGUGCUCAGGGCAGAAUUUUUACCUCUCCAUUGGGAGUAUUGAGACACUCUGCUUUUUGUUACUGCACAGGGAACGGCACAAUAAAAUCAAAAAGGAAAAUGGAUCAUCUAGAGAGGACAGCAAAUAAUUUUCGACAGGAGGUAAUUACGCAAGCAAAAGUGUGUGGAAUCACCAAUGAAUCAGAGACAGUCAAAAGGCUUCGUUUGGCAAUUGCAAAUAAGGAUUUUACUUUCAAAGCAGGACAAUGGGUUGAUUUCUUUAUUCCUGGAGUGUCUGUAGUUGGGGGAUUCUCAAUAUGUUCAAGCCCUGGCCUGUUAGAACGAGAAGGAAUACUAGAGCUGGCAGUAAAGCACACUGUUCAUCCUCCUGCUCACUGGAUUCACACUGAGUGUACUCUUGACUCAGAAGUGGCUCUGCGAGUGGGAGGUGAUUUCUUCUUUGAUCCUCAGCCUGGUGACUCCCCAGUAAACCUAGUGCUGAUAGCAGGGGGUGUUGGAAUUAACCCAUUGUUUUCUAUACUGCUGCAUAUAGCAGAUCUUCAUGGAUACCAAGAGGGUAAAGGAAAUAGACACAAACUGGGAACAGUGAAGCUGUACUACAGUGCAAAAAAUACGAGUGAGCUGUUAUUUAAGAAAAAUAUUCUUGGUUUGAUGAAGGCAUUUCCUGGAAAGAUCACAUGUUGUUUUCACGUCACCCAGCAGUGCUCACAGAUCUGUAAAGAGCUGCAGCCACACAUUACAGAGGGAAGAAUAUCUGAAAAGGAUCUAGAGAAACACGUAUCCAGUGAUACUUCAUGGUACAUCUGUGGUCCUCCUCCAAUGAUAGAAUCUGUAUCGAAACUACUUAUUAACAUUGGUGUUCCAAGAAACUGUGUUUUCUUUGAGAAAUGGUGGUAGUGACAGCUGCUGAAGAGAAAAUUCUACUUUUUUUCCAGUGCAUUUUGAUAAGCUAAAAGUACAGAAAUGGACUAUGAAUUAUUUGCAAGAUUUUAAUGAAGAGGUCUUCAGUGAUGAAAGUGGUCCUUUAAUUUAACUGUAAUACACCUGUAAUACAGUGCUGCUGCUUUAGGGGAAAGAAAAGUGAUUUUAUGUUAAAGACAUUAACUGUUCCGGAUUUUCAAUGAUUUGCCUUUUCUUAUGGGUAAACUUGCUUUGUUAGUCAGCUUUUUAAAAACCUUCAGUGUUUGACUCAGCACUUGUAGAGAAUUAGUUAUGCAGCAAUGCCAGGUCUGUUUAUAAGGAUAAUUCAGGCCAUAACCUCUGAAUCUUCUCCAAAUGAAUACACACUUCCCUCCCCAGUUCUGUAUAAUACAUUUACUAUUUUUAUAGAAGAGGA
Molecule: messenger RNA, 1654 nt
Organism: Cinclus cinclus
Lineage: Eukaryota; Metazoa; Chordata; Aves; Passeriformes; Cinclidae
Gene: OXNAD1
Product: oxidoreductase NAD binding domain containing 1
Exons: 7
Coding region: 193-1215 (340 amino acids)
Cellular component (GO): mitochondrion
Molecular function (GO): oxidoreductase activity
Source: RefSeq, a predicted model, not a curated record